AGAGUCACGUGGUGCACGCCUCUUCCUCCAGACCGGUUAAAACCGACAGAAAGCCGCCGGAGUUCUGCUGCGGAGCUUCGUGGAGAAGCAGGUCCUCCAGGCUGCACACAGUGAGACCUCCACACACACACACGGCUGUUCUGUCCACUAUGUCCUCGCUCUGUGUCCUGAGGACUCGCUGCUUCCUCCGGCAGUUCGUGCCCGGUCCCUCCGCCAUGCAGAGGCACUACAGCCUGGACGUCUCCGCUCCGCUGCUCCGGACGCGGGGCUACGUGGAUGGCCGAUGGGUCUCCGCAGCCUCGGAGUUCCCUGUCCUGGACCCGGCCACCGGGGAGGAGAUCGCCCGGGUGUCCGACUGUGGCCCCGCGGAGGCCAAGCGGGCUGUGGAGGCGGCGCACCGGGCGUUUCAGUCGUGGAAGCGGUGCACCGCGAAGGAGCGCAGCGUCGUGUUGAGGAGAUGGUUCGACCUGCUGAUGCUGCACAAAGACGAUCUGGCCAAACUCAUCACGUUUGAAUGUGGUAAACCCAUGCAUGAGUCUCUCGGGGAGGUGGCGUACUCCGCCUCCUUCCUGGAGUGGUUCUCAGAGGAGGCGAGGCGGGUUUAUGGAGACCUGGUCCCGUCGCCUGCCAAAGACCGAAAGAUCCUCCUCCUUAAACAGCCUGUGGGCGUGGCCUCCAUAAUCACACCGUGGAACUUCCCCAGCGCGAUGAUCACCAGGAAGGCGGCCGCCGCUCUGGCUGCCGGCUGCACGGUGGUGGUGAAACCGGCCGAGGACACGCCACUGUCUGCUCUGGCUCUGGCUGAGCUGGCGGAGCAGGCGGGGGUCCCUGCGGGGGUCUUUAACGUAGUCCCGUGCUCCAGAGAGAAGGCUGCCUCAGUCGGGGAGGUUCUCUGCACCGACCCCCUAGUGGCCAAGAUCUCCUUUACUGGAUCCACCGCCACUGGCAAGGUGCUGCUGAAACUGGCUGCUGACACUGUGAAGAAGGCGUCCAUGGAGCUGGGAGGCCACGCCCCCUUCAUCGUGUUCGACAGCGCUGACGUCGACAAGGCGGUGGGUGGAGCCAUGGCCUCCAAGUUCAGGAACUCCGGACAGACGUGCGUGUGUUCCAACCGCUUCCUGGUGCAGAGCGGCAUCCACGACCGCUUCAUGGACCAGCUGGGCCGAGCCAUGGACGCCCAGCUGGUCCUGGGCCACGGCUCAGAGCCCGGCACCACCCAGGGCCCGCUCAUCAACGCCAGAGCUGCAGAGAAGGUGGUCCACCAGAUCUCGGAUGCUGUGUCCCGGGGAGCCACGGUGCUGAGAGGAGGAAAGCGUCUGGAGAGGUCCUUCAUGGAGCCCACGCUGCUGGCCGGCGUCACCACGGACAUGAUCUGCACCCAGGAGGAGACCUUCGGCCCGCUGCUGCCCGUCAUCAGGUUCGACACGGAGGAAGAAGCUCUGGCUAUCGCUAACGCCAGCAGCGUCGGGCUGGCAGGUUACUUCUUCUCGCAGGACGUCAGUCAGAUCUGGCGCGUGACGGAGGCGCUGGAGGUGGGGAUGGUGGCCAUCAACGAGGGCCUCCUGUCCACCCCGGAGGCCACGUUCGGCGGAGUCAAGCAGUCCGGUUUGGGCAUCGAAGGCGGCAAGUACGGCAUCAACGAAUACCUGGAGGUCAAGUACAUGUGCUUUGGAGGCCUCCAGCCCUGAACCGGGAUGAGGAUGGACUACGCAGUCAUGAAGGGAGUCAGGGUCAUCAUGAAGGUCUCAGCUGUUAGAUGAACCCAGAAUCAAGUCCAUAUAAAAGACAGCUGGUUGGUAGUUUGGUGGUCUUUAUAAAUAUCUAGAUAUAGAUAUGAUAUCUAGAUAUAUCUAUAUCUAGACGCCCUCAUUAAAUAAGAACAUAGAUAACAUCAUGCUUAUAAAGACAUCAAGAGCAGCAUCUUGUGUUGUUGGUGAAGCUAGGUAGCUUAGCAUUACACUGUUCAGAUGGUUACUAUAGUAACAUUACACUUUAUUAUAAUAGUUCCAGUUGAAAUAGAAACCUCCUGCUCUGACCUUUGUCUCUCUUAACAGUUUAGUGAGAACUGAACUAAAGCCCUAUUAAUGUUUUUAUGACACAAAGCUGACUCAUAGAGUAAUACUGAGUUAUUUGUUUGUACAGUAGAUUGUUCUUGAUUGUAAUAAACCAUAAUCAUAGUUGAUGUGAAAUAAAUCAUUUUGUAUUAAUUGAAUAUUAAAGAGGACAUUGUAAUGUUUA
Messenger RNA from Cyclopterus lumpus (lumpfish), 2238 nucleotides. It is a transcript of the gene aldh5a1, whose product is annotated as aldehyde dehydrogenase 5 family, member A1 (succinate-semialdehyde dehydrogenase). The transcript is spliced from 10 exons. NCBI's taxonomy places the organism in Eukaryota, Metazoa, Chordata, Actinopteri, Perciformes, Cyclopteridae. The record is from RefSeq and is a predicted model, not a curated record. Gene Ontology annotation, biological process: GABA catabolic process. Gene Ontology annotation, molecular function: succinate-semialdehyde dehydrogenase (NAD+) activity. The coding region runs from base 150 to 1688 and encodes 512 amino acids.